Molecule: messenger RNA, 3718 nt
Organism: Drosophila eugracilis
Lineage: Eukaryota; Metazoa; Arthropoda; Insecta; Diptera; Drosophilidae
Exons: 2
Coding region: 1093-3243 (716 amino acids)
Biological process (GO): regulation of transcription by RNA polymerase II
Cellular component (GO): nucleus; aryl hydrocarbon receptor complex
Molecular function (GO): protein dimerization activity; RNA polymerase II cis-regulatory region sequence-specific DNA binding; DNA-binding transcription factor activity, RNA polymerase II-specific
Source: RefSeq, a predicted model, not a curated record
AGUUAUAUGACUGUUUAUUAACCAAUGAGAUUUAGUUUGCUGCGCAUAAUAAAUCUUAAAAUGUAAUAAAUGUAUCGAUAAGUAAUUUUUUCAAGUGCGAUCCCUAUAUGUUUGAAAAACUUUUAAAUUUGUUAUGUAAAUAUAUAAAUUUAGGAAAAUCUCUACUAUUACACACAAAGAUAGAAACAAAAGAAUACCUAUAAGAAUACAUAUAAAUUCACUUUUCAAUGACAUCGAUAUUACACCAAAUGCCAAACGAAAUGCAUUUCAGUGAGAACAUGCUAAUUCCACGACGACAUCUAGUUACAUCGAUGUAUCGAUAGUUUUUAGCCUGGCCAACCGAACCAAUGUUUAUUGUUAUAAAAUAAAUGUUAAAAAUAAACAAUUAAUCACUUAAUAUAAACAAAAACUAGUGCAAGCAGCAAGUGCGUUGUAAAAACAUCCCCCGUUCCUUAAUCUUACCUCAUUGCGGGUAUUAAAAAAACAGAACAACAAAAACGCCAGCAGUAGCAGCAGCAGCAACAACAACAAUAAGCAGGAGAUUCAGAUUCGCAACGCAAUCAAAAAAAAACGAAAAAAAAACUACAAGGCGAAACGCAUAAAUAAAUAGGGAAACAAAUAAUAGUAAUAAUAAGACUAAAAGCAAAUGGAAAAGUACGAAAGCGAAAAGAGAAAACAUAUGUACGUUGCGUGAGAGUGACGUGAGUGUGUGUGUGCAAGCGGGCGUACGAAAGAGAUAGAACUAUAGAGGGGAGGCAAGCAAAAACAAAAACAACAUCACAGCAUAAGCGAGACCUUGAAAACUUUAAAAGCAGCAGCAAAAACAACACACAAAAAUAUCAAAAAAAAAAAAAAAAAUCCAAAAAAACAAUAAGCUGAAAAUAUAUAUAAAAAAAAAGAAAAAAUUUUAACAACAAAUAUUUUUAUAUACAAUUUUAUAGAGGAGAGGAGCGUAGACUCUGUUAUGGAGAGUGACGAUUUUCAUUUACCGCAAGGCGCCAAUUAAAGGGGAAAAUCCAUAAAGUGAGGAUUGCAAAAGGAAUACAAAAAAAAGGCAAACACCACCCCCUGCCACCCCCCGGAAAAUUCAAAAUGGCAGCAGCAGAGGCGGGCAACACGGGCAGUACAGGCUCGACAGGAUCAGGAUCAGGAACGGGCAGCUCCUCGGAUCCUGCCAACGGACGAGAGGCUCGCAAUCUUGCCGAGAAACAGAGGCGGGAUAAGCUAAAUGCCAGCAUCCAGGAGCUGGCCACCAUGGUCCCUCAUGCAGCGGAAUCCUCUCGUCGCCUGGACAAAACCGCCGUCCUCAGAUUUGCCACCCAUGGCCUGAGACUUAUGUAUGUCUUUGGCAAAUCCGCAUCUAGGCGACGCCGAAAACCCAGCCUCAAAGGUUCUGGAUUUUCUGGUUCACCUGUCGGAGAUCUUCCCAAUCCCAGUCUACAUCUAACGGACACCUUAAUGCAACUGCUGGACAGCUUUUUCAUUACUCUAACCUGUAGUGGCCAAAUCGUUUUGGUCUCGUCCAGCGUGGAGCAACUAUUGGGUCACUGUCAAUCCGAUUUGUAUGGCCAGAAUCUGCUACAGAUCACCCAUCCCGAAGAUCAGGCCCUACUAAGGCAACAAUUAAUACCCAGAGAUAUCGAGACGUUGUUCUACCAGCAGCAUCCGCACCACCAACAGCAGGGCCCUAAUCCUCAACAGCACUCGACUUCCACAUCAGCGUCAGCAUCUGGCAGUGACUUGGAGGAGGAGGAAAUGGAGACGGAGGAACAUCGUCUGAAUGAGGAGCACCGUCAGCGAAGGGAGGAGGAGGAAGAAGAUGAUGAAGAUAACCCUUACAAUCGACGUACGCCAAGCCCACGGAGAAUUGCCCAUUUGGCUGCCAUUGAUGAACGCCUGCGUACCGAUCGGCGCUGCUUCACUGUCCGCGUGGCCAAAGCAUCCACGCGAGCGGAGGCCACGCGUCACUAUGAACGGGUUAAGAUUGAUGGCUGCUUUCGUCGUAGUGACUCUUCCUUGACCGGUGGAGCUGCUGCCAACUAUCCCAUUGUUUCCCAGUUGAUAAGACGUUCGAGGAACAAUAAUAUGCUGGCUGCAGCAGCAGCUGUGGCAGCAGAAGCGGCGACAGUACCGCCUCAACACGAUGCCAUUGCCCAGGCGGCACUUCACGGGAUCAGUGGCAAUGACAUUGUCCUAGUGGCCAUGGCUAGGGUGCUGAGGAAGGAGCGUCCGCCAGAAGAAACGGAAAGUCCGGUUGGCAUGACCAUUUAUAGGCAACCAGAACCCUAUCAACUGGAGUAUCAAACGAGGCAUCUAAUCGACGGCAGCAUCAUUGACUGUGAUCAGAGAAUUGGUCUAGUGGCGGGCUAUAUGAAGGAUGAGGUGCGAAACCUUAGCCCCUUCUGUUUCAUGCAUCUGGAUGAUGUGCGCUGGGUUAUUGUGGCUCUUCGGCAAAUGUACGAUUGUAAUAGUGACUAUGGCGAGAGCUGCUAUCGUUUGUUGUCCCGCAACGGACGCUUUAUCUACCUGCACACCAAGGGCUUCCUUGAUAUUGAUCGUGGCAGCAAUAAGGUUCACUCUUUCCUUUGCGUCAACACACUGCUCGACGAGGAGGCUGGUAGGCAAAAGGUGCUGGAGAUGAAGGAGAAGUUCUCGACAAUCAUUAAAGCAGAAAUGCCAACGCAAAGUAGCAGUCCUGACUUACCAGCAUCCCAGGCGCCGCAACAACUAGAAAGGAUUGUACUCUAUCUAAUAGAGAAUCUACAGAAGAGUGUUGAUUCUGGCGAGCCAGUUGGUGGACAGCCCAUUGAAAGUCUAAUGGAUGAUGGCUAUAGCUCACCAGCGAAUACAUUGACGCUGGAGGAGCUAGCACCUUCGCCUACACCUGCAUUAGCCUUAGUGCCGCCGGCUCCAUCUUCGGUCAAGAACUCAAUUUCCAAAUCGGUGAGUGUGGUCAAUGUGACAGCGGCAAGGAAAUUUCAGCAGGAGCAUCAAAAGCAACGCGAUCGAGAUCGUGAACUGAUCAAGGAGCAACGCAAUAAUCCCACACAGAGUGUCAUCCGGCAAUUGAGCAGUUGUCUAAGUGAAGCGGAAACUGCAUCCUGUACUCUAUCACCGGCCAGUAGUUUAAGUGCCGGUGAAGCGCCAGAUACGCCUGAUCCUCACAGCAAUACAUCGCCACCGCCGACGCUUCAUGCCCGGCCCAGUGUCCUGCAUCGGACCUUGACCAGUACACUGCGAUGACGGGCUAAUGGAUCGUGGUAUGCCUUCUAAUUGGGGUUGGAAAUGGACGCCAUUAGUAGCUCACAAAUGCACCUAUAACUAAGUAUCGGUAAUAUAAUCAAUCCAAGCCAAAUCGAAAGUGAAAACCCAAAAUGUAUCAGAAAAGUAAUGGAAAUUAAUCAAAUUUUAGAGCCCCAAAAUCAGGAUUUACAAAUGUUAUGGUUUCUCGUAUAUAUUCAUCCCAAGUUUUUACAACAGUCAUUAUAAUUUUGCACUUUAAUUUGUUUAUAUAAAACCUUGUCUUGCAAAUGCAAUUAAAAAUAUAAAAAUCAGAACUUGUAAUCAGCAGGGCUGUAAUUUCAUAUGGAAAUUCCCAUAAAAUCUGGUUUUUUAAACUCACUUCUUAACUUGUUCGAAAUGCUAUCAUUAUCAUAAACAAAUUUCUAUAUAUUAACAUAUCCCAGAAAAUAGUUUCAUUAAAGUUUACAAACUAUGA